Trichoderma reesei QM6a is the source of this 1665-nucleotide messenger RNA. RefSeq lists its product as uncharacterized. Gene Ontology annotation, biological process: transmembrane transport. The transcript has 2 exons. The record is from RefSeq and is a predicted model, not a curated record. NCBI's taxonomy places the organism in Eukaryota, Fungi, Ascomycota, Sordariomycetes, Hypocreales, Hypocreaceae. The coding region runs from base 591 to 1544 and encodes 317 amino acids. Gene Ontology annotation, molecular function: oxoglutarate:malate antiporter activity.
UCUUGUCUUUUUCUCUGCCAAACCCUCUCGCUACUAGGUAUCUCAACCUUUGUAUACGAGAUCAGUAUCGCGGGCACGCAGGGUCUCAUCCUGACUCGUCCUGUGUCGGAAUCGUCUCACGUCUCACUGCCAACAAGCAGUUUGCGAUACGCAAAUCAAUCGCUUGCAUCAGGUGCAUUCCAGAUCCGGCCUCCGGACGUCGUUAUAUAAUCGCCAGCGCCCUUCUCCCCAAGAGCCCAGCCUUUUGGAGCAGGACCCAGGCUUUGUCCAUAUUUUGGGUCGUACGCCUGCCUUUUGCCAUCGCCAUCUGCUUCCUCCCACCCAACCCACGCCCCUCAUCAAUCUCCAUCUCCCCCGCCAAAGGCGACUCGAUCCCCGCGUGCACACACAAACCACCCCGGGGAAAACGAGACCAACGCUAUAUCCUGUGGCAGCGCCCGCUCAAUCCCCUUCCCAGCGUGCGCCUUGACCGCGGAGUUUGUUAUCCGGUUGUUGGAGAGCCAAGCAGGGUCCUCAGCUAGCGAGGCCCGACCCGAGGCGCAGAGUCCCGACCAUAGCACUUAUAAGGCGGCGCUUCCGCUGUCGUAACUAUGAAUUCCAUCAAGCAAGCCGUCGAGUCCGCUCGAUCGAGGACCUCGGAUGUCAUGAACAGCGCCAAGAGGAGCGAAGCGGCCAACAAGGCCUCCGACAUCAUCCACAAUCCCUUCAUGCGCGCAGCUCUGCCCUUCAUCAAUGGAGGCAUCAGUGGCAUGGUGGCCACGUCGGUGAUCCAGCCGGUCGACAUGGUCAAGGUCCGCAUCCAGCUUGCUGGUGAGGGCACCUCUGGGGGACCCAAGCCCACGCCGCUGUCUGUCACUCGGCAGAUCAUCUCGAGCGGAAAAUUCCUCGACCUGUACACCGGCCUCUCCGCCGGCCUCCUCCGACAGGCUGUAUACACAACCGCUCGCCUGGGCUUCUUCGACACCUUCAUGGCCAAGCUGACGGAGCGGGCAAAGGCUCAGGAUCGCCAGAUCGGCUUUGCAGAACGAGCCACGGCUGGAUUGGCCGCCGGCGGUCUUGCAGCCAUGAUUGGCAACCCGGCAGACCUGGCCCUCAUCCGGAUGCAGAGCGACGGCUUGAAGCCUCUUGCCGAGCGCAAAAACUACAAGUCGGUUGUUGAUGCACUGGGGUCCAUCGCCAAGGGUGAAGGCAUCGGCGCUCUCUGGGCUGGCGCUGCGCCGACUGUUGUCCGUGCCAUGGCCCUCAACUUUGGACAGCUGGCCUUCUUCAGCGAAGCCAAGGCACAGCUGAAGCAGCACACGGACUUGUCUGCCCAGGCUCAGACCCUGAGUGCCAGCGCCAUUGCCGGAUUCUUCGCCAGUUUCUUCAGUCUGCCGUUCGACUUCGUCAAGACCAGGCUGCAGAAGCAGUCGAGGGGACCUGAUGGCAAGCUUCCGUACACGAGCAUGGCCGAUUGUUUUGCCAAGGUGGCCAAGCAGGAAGGUGUCAUGAGAUUCUACCGAGGAUUCGGAACGUACUACGUCCGCAUUGCGCCCCAUGCGUAAGUUUCUCUCUUUCUCUCCUAUUGAUCUCUGCAUCCGUGAGAAGUCAAUGCAACUAACCGUUGACUGCUUAUAUAGCAUGGUCACCCUCAUUGUUGCCGACUACCUGGGCUGGCUGACCAAA